This is a messenger RNA of Zingiber officinale, 1329 nucleotides long. RefSeq names its product protein PSK SIMULATOR 1-like. The coding region runs from base 1 to 1329 and encodes 442 amino acids. The transcript is spliced from 2 exons. Gene Ontology annotation, biological process: positive regulation of growth. Lineage: Eukaryota; Viridiplantae; Streptophyta; Magnoliopsida; Zingiberales; Zingiberaceae. The record is from RefSeq and is a predicted model, not a curated record.
AUGGGAGUCUCUAAGGUUCUCGCCGACCUCCGACCUCGCCGAGCAUCCAGUUUCGAUCUUCCGCAUCGUCCCGUCGUAGGAAUCCUCGCCUUCGAAGCCGCCGCCGCUAUGUCGCGCCUUGUCUCGCUCCACCACUCCCUUGCCGACGAUGAGGUCCGCCGCCUGCGAGUCGACAUGAGGUCCCCAGGCGUCGCCUACCUGAUCUCCAAUGACCAGGCCUUUCUACUCCGGGUUGCCUGCGCGGAGAUUCUCGCCGAGCUCGACAAGGCUGCGGUCACCGUCUCCUUCCUCGGACGCAAGUGCUGCGACCCCUUGCUUCGUGGCUUCGACCGGCUCUACUCCGACCUCAAGGCCGGCGCCCUAGGCAGCCCCUUGUCCCUUCGCGAGGUCCGCGCCACAGCCGACCUCGACCGCCUCGGCCUCGGCUCCACCGCAAAGCGGGUGGAGAAGCGGAAGGAGAGGAUGGAGAGGUACGUGGCGACGACAUCAGAUCUCUAUGCGGAGAUGGAGGUGCUCAAUCAGCUGGAGGCUUCGGAGAAGCGGAUUGAGCUGCAGCAGCAGCAGCAGCAGUGGCGAGAGCAUAGUGGUCCAAUUACGUUGCCGAAGCCGCCGGGCGUGACUUCGGCGCUGAAUCCGAUCCAUUUGGAGCUUCGUGCGCAGCGCCACAGGGUCCGCCGGCUCAAGGAAGAGUCAUUGUGGAACAAGACCUACGACAAGACGGUGGAGCUCAUGGUCCGAGCAGUCGUCACCGUCUUCGCCAGGAUUUGCGACGUCUUUGGCCCCUGCGUCCUAGGUUUGCCUCCCAGCCGCCACCAAAUCCACCAAUUUAACCCGAGUCACCCCGGCAAGCAUUCCUCCGGGCCGUUGGAUCGCCGCGUGGUGCCGCAGCAGGUGCAAUCCUUGAGGAAUUCAGCUCCGAUAUUGAGUGUGGCGGCCAAUGAUACGCUCGAACCAACGCCAUUCGACCCGGCGGCGGCGGCGGCGGCGAGAGAGGAGUUGUUCCAGAUGAUGCCGUCGGGGAUGCGGGCGGCGGUGACGAUGAAGCUGAGGGAGUGCUGGCGAAGGGAAGGCGGGAAGUCGUCUGCAGACGCCUCGAUGGCUGAGGGGUGGAAGGAUGCUGUGGCGGCGAUCCUGGGCUGGCUGGGGCCGGUUGCGCGCGACACGUUGCGGUGGCAGGAGGAGCGCACCAUGGAGAGAGAGAAACGAUUCUACACCCGGCCGCGGGCGCUGCUGCUGCAAACGCUGCACUUCGCCGACUUCGAGAAGACGGAGGCGACCAUCGUCGAGGUGCUGGUGGGGUUGAGCUGCAUGUCGUGGUACGAGGAAUGA